Polypterus senegalus (gray bichir) is the source of this 1118-nucleotide messenger RNA. RefSeq names its product lipolysis-stimulated lipoprotein receptor-like. The coding region runs from base 180 to 1103 and encodes 307 amino acids. Gene Ontology annotation, biological process: tricellular tight junction assembly; establishment of blood-brain barrier. The record is from RefSeq and is a predicted model, not a curated record. Gene Ontology annotation, cellular component: plasma membrane; tricellular tight junction. The transcript has 6 exons. NCBI's taxonomy places the organism in Eukaryota, Metazoa, Chordata, Cladistia, Polypteriformes, Polypteridae.
UCCCGUUCGCUCUCUGAGUCAUUCAGCGACUCUCGACGAAACUGUGCCAAUGGAAAGCGACCGGAGAGCGUGACGUUAAAACAAAACAAAACUAAACUAACAGACCGAGGGUCCAACUUUAGCUGAAGAGAGUCCGAUCGGGGUGCCUGUCCCGCUGCCGUCCAUAGUCGGCGAGGCCAAUGGAGAGAAUGCGGCGGGCGCACGGCACGAUGUUUCGCCUUUUCCUGCUUAUCACACCUUUUCUAGGUACGUCCUUUGGGAUAUCGGUGACAUGUCCCACCAAGAACUACGUGGCCAUCUUGUUCCAGCCUGUGGUGCUGAAAUGCAACUACCAGACGACGUCCAGCAUUCCGCCCACGGUCACCUGGCGCUACAAGUCCUUCUGCGAAAACCCUGUGACGGCCGCCUUGAGCCCCAACAGUGCCAGUAACCAGAUUGCCCAGGUCAACCCCAACUACAACCCGGUGAUCGACUGCCCGGACAGCAGCAGGACCAUCCGUAUUGUGGCGUCCAAGCAGGGCUCCUCUGUCACCCUCGGGAACUUCUACCAGGGCCGGCAGAUCACCAUCGUCAAUGAUGCCGACCUGAGUAUGGACCGCACCGCCUGGGGCGAAGGAGGAGUCUACCACUGCUCGGUGAUCUCGUCUCAGGACCUGACGGGCACCAGCGAGGACUACGUGCAGCUGAUCGUGCUCGGGAAGACGUCAAACUCCACAGACCUGUUGCCAGGCAUUGAUAUAGCGGGCAUAGCAGACUGGCUGCUGGUGGUCCUCAUCAUAAUGGGAGUUCUCCUGUUCAUGCUGCUCAUUGGCAUCUGCUGGUGCCAGUGCUGCCCACACACCUGCUGCUGCUAUGUCCGCUGUCCUUGCUGCCCAGAGAAGUGCUGCUGCCCUCGCGCCCUGUAUGAAGCUGGUAAGGCUGCCACGUCAGGGGUGCCCUCUGUUUAUGCCCCCAGCAUGUAUGCCCCCAGUGUGUACUCUCACCCAAGUCAAGUGAAGCUGAUGCCUCAAGGAGCCAGCAUUCCUAUGAUGCCCAUCGCCCCAGGCUACAACGGAUACAUGCCAGAAUAUGACGGUGCCAGCUCAGGUAUGUUCUUUCCGUGAUGUUUUUUGAUUUCA